This is a messenger RNA of Bicyclus anynana (squinting bush brown), 4516 nucleotides long. Its product is annotated as zinc finger protein 26. The coding region runs from base 266 to 4510 and encodes 1414 amino acids. Gene Ontology annotation, molecular function: zinc ion binding; DNA-binding transcription factor activity, RNA polymerase II-specific; RNA polymerase II transcription regulatory region sequence-specific DNA binding. NCBI's taxonomy places the organism in Eukaryota, Metazoa, Arthropoda, Insecta, Lepidoptera, Nymphalidae. Gene Ontology annotation, cellular component: nucleus. The record is from RefSeq and is a predicted model, not a curated record. The transcript is spliced from 17 exons. Gene Ontology annotation, biological process: regulation of transcription by RNA polymerase II.
GUGGUGUAAGGUGUUCUGUGGUAUAAUACAAUAUAUUUAGAAUGGGUGUUUAAAAAAAGAAAUUUUUGAAGUUAAACUUUAAAGUUAAUUUAAUUAAAACAUCUCUAAUGCAUUUUAAAUUUAGUUAUACAUAUUAGGACCACAGACCUCUUAAUGUUAAAUAAACCGUACAAAUCAAAAAGUGGAAAAUUAUCACCGAGUCCAAAAAAGUCAAAGGAGUCCUAUUGUUGAUGCCCUUAAUUGUAUUCGUGACGACACAUCAAUAAUGCGGUGCUGCGUGCCUUUCUGCGAAAAUACUUCCGACAAUAUGUCGACAUCUGAGAGAACGGGAAUUACCUUUCAUGGAUUACCCAGUGAAGGCAAUCUCCGUACUGCUUGGCUCAGAGCCCUCGGCACACAAGACCAUCACCUGCCCGACCCUGCUGUGGUCUGCUCCCAGCACUUCCUAGAUGAUGACUUUUAUACAACAGAGAGUUGUGUGCGGCAGAUUCACUCUAAUGCUGUUCCUUCAAUAGUGCAGAUGUGCAUGAUAUGCCUGGACUCUGACAGCAAGCUGUCUCUAAUGAGUAAACACAAGUUGGAGGAGGCAUAUGAACAGCUGACUGGACUGUCUUUGUUUCAGUUGUGUCGUCGAGGAAACCUAAAGCAAACGCUCUGUGUGAUGUGUGCUCAGAGAUUGAUCAACUUCAGCAGAUUUAGAGACUUGAGCUUGAGAGCCCAUUCACUGCUGACAGACUCAGUUGAACAACAUGCAUCAAAUACUAUACAACACAAAGAAUUGAUGAACUGCACAAGUGCACAUCUGAAGUGUAAUUUGACACAAACAACAUUAGGAGCUAACCAUUGUGACUUGUACAUAGAUCACACUGAUGGAGAGGAAUCUGUAGUGGGAGAUGUUGCAACAGUUGUGGUGAAGAAUGAAAACAGUUCUGACUCCAUGUCGAGUGCUGAUAACUUGGAAUUGGCACAAGAAGAUGACAAUCACAUAGACAAUUCCAACAAUGAGUGUGCAUCUGAUGAUGAAUACUCUGACAUGAGCAUAGAGUUGGAGUCUAGGCUACUGGAUGAAGCUAUAAGUCAAGCUCUUCGUAGGAAAGCAGACCAUGUGGCCGCAACACAGAGUUCCAUAAAGAGUGAAAGUGAUAUCUUCCAAUGUGAAUUUUGUUUUGAGGACUUUGUGCAAGAACUUGCAUACAAGGAACAUAUGAGCAAGCAUCUCCAGAGUGCUGCCAGCGAAACUGCAUGUGCGUCGUUGCAAGUGUGCGAGCCUCGUGAAGCUGUGAGCCGCAGCUGUGACUCACUCGUGCUGCAGAACAAAACAGGAAGUCAGAGGCUGAAUGAUGACCCUCCCCCGUCUGCAGACUGCGCUCAGGCUUUAGUGGCUCCACUGUCCGCGAGACUUGCGGCAAACAACGAUAACAAAGUGCAGGCAACUGAAGAAGCAGGUGCGAUCCAGAAAAGCGAACAAAUCCUUGAAACUAACAUCGACCAACUGGACAAGCGAUCAUCUCAGAGCGGCACCAAACCAUACACAGAUUGUGUAGUCCAGUUAUACGACAUAUUCAAGAAACCCAAACAAGCUGUACCAGAUGAGAAACCACGCGUGAGAAUCCACACUGCCAAGCCUUACUCUUGUCAGAUAUUGAACUAUAAAUGUGCACCAACAAGUCGAAUAUUGAAACACAAGAUGACCCACACUGAGGAAAAGCCAUUUUCCUGUGAAUUAUGCAACUACAAAAGUGCCCGAAAACAGGGUUUAUUGCAGCAUCUUAAAACCCACACUGGUGAAAAGCCAUAUUCUUGUGAGAUAUGCAAAUACAAAUGUGCCCGAAAACAGAAUUUAUUUCAUCAUAUUAAAAUCCACACUGGUGAAAAGCCAUUUUCUUGUGACAUAUGCAAAUACAAAUGUUCGCAAAAAAGUAGUUUAUUAAGACACAAGAGGACCCACACUGGUGGGAAGCCAUUUUCUUGUAAGGUAUGCGAAUACAAAUGUGCACAAAAAUGGAUUUUGUUACAGCAUAUUAAAACUCACACUGGUGAAAAGCCAUUUUGUUGUGAUAUAUGCCAUUACAAAUGUGCACAAAAAUGGAUUUUAUUACAGCAUAUUAAAACUCACACUGGAGAAAGGUCAUUUACUUGUGACAUAUGCAAUUACAAAUGUGCACGAAAAAGUAGUUUAUUACGGCAUAAUAAAACCCACACUGGCGAAAAGCCAUUUUCAUGUGAGUUAUGCAAUUACAAAUGUUCACAAAAAUGUACUUUAGUACGACAUAUAAAAACCCACACUGGUAAAAAGCCAUUUUCUUGUGAGAUAUGCAAUUUCAAAUGUGCACAUAAAAGUAAUUUAUUACGGCAUAUUAAAACUCACACUGGUGAAUAUUGUUUACUCUGUGCGGCGCUCAAAGCAGAGCAGUACCUAUCAGUUGAGGACUAUUGUAUUCGUGACGACACACCAAUAAUGCGGUGCUGCGUGCCCUUCUGCGAAAAUACUUCCGACAAUAUGUCAACAUCUGAGAGAACGGGAAUCACCUUUCAUGCUGAAGGCAAUCUCCGUACUGCUUGGAUCAGAGCCCUCGGCACACAAGACCAUCACCUGCCCGACCCUGCUGUGGUCUGCUCCCAGCACUUCCUAGAUGAUGACUUUUAUACAACAGAGAGUUGUGUGCGGCAGAUUCACUCUAAUGCUGUUCCUUCAAUAGUGCAGAUGUGCAUGAUAUGCCUGGACUCUGACAGCAAGCUGUCUCUAAUGAGUAAACACAAGUUGGAGGAGGCAUAUGAACAGCUGACUGGUCUGUCUUUGUUUCAGUUGUGUCGUCGAGGAAACCUGAAGCAAAUGCUCUGUGUGAUGUGUGCUCAGAGAUUGAUCAACUUCAGCAGAUUUAGAGACUUGAGCUUGAGAGCCCAUUCACUGCUGACGGACUCAGUUGAACAAAAUAAAUUAAUUAAUAUACAACAUAAGGAACCUAUGAACCGUACUAUGAAACAUCUGCAGUGUAAGUUAACACAGACAACAUUAGCAGCAAACUACUGUGACUUGUACAUAAAUCACAUCGAUGAGGAACGGACAGCAGCAGAGGAAUCUGUCAGAGAUGUAACAUUUGUGCUGAAGCGUGAAGACAGUUCUGACUCCAUGUCAAAUGCUGAUAACUCAGAAUCGGUACACAAAGAUGACAAUUCCAACAACGAGUGUGUAAAUAGAGAUGAAUUCUCUAACAUGAGCAUAAAGUUGGAGCCGAUGCAAGAUGAUGAAGCUCUACAUGAGGCUCUUCGUAUAAAAGAAGCAGCUUCCUGCAUUUCAGAAGAUGUGGUCGGAACAGAGAGUUACAUUAACAUAAAGAGUGAAAGUACAGUCUUCGGUUGUACGUUGUGCUAUGAAGACUUUGUGCAAGAAGAUGCAUACAAGGAACAUAUGAUCAUGCAUUUCCAGAACGAUGGCAGCAAUGCUGCAUGUCCUGCACAGCCACAUGCAGCUGUGAAGCGCAGCUGUGACUCACUCGUGCUGCAGAACAAAACAGGAAGUCAGAGGCUGAAUGAUGACCCUCCCCCGUCUGCAGACUGCGCUCAGGCUUUAGUGGCUCCACUGUCCGCGAGACUUGCGGCAAACAACGAUAACAAAGUGCAGGCAACUGAAGAAGCAGGUGCGAUCCAGAAAAGCGAACAAAUCCUUGAAACUAACAUCGACCAACUGGACAAGCGAUCAUCUCAGAGCGGCACCAAACCGUACACAGAUAUAAAUAGAUUCACAAAUUGUGUAGUCCAGUUAUACGACAUAUUCAAGAAACCCAAACAAGCUGUACUAGAUGAGAAACCACGCGUGAGAAUCCACACUGCUGCCAAGCCUUACUCUUGUCAGAUAUUGAACUAUAAAUGUACACCAACAAGUCGAAUAUUGAAACACAAGAUGACCCACCGUGGGGAAAAACCAUUUUCUUGUGAUAUAUGUAAUUACAAAUGUGCGCGAAAAGGUCAUUUAUUACAGCAUAUUAAAACCCACACUGGGGAAAAGUCAUUUUCCUGUGAGGUAUGCAACUAUAAAUUUGCACGAAAAUGUUCUUUAUUAAGGCAUAUUAAAACCCACACUGGUGAAAAACCAUUUUCCUGUGAUAUAUGCAAUUACAAAUGUACACAAAAAAGUCAUUUAUUACAACAUAUUAAAACCCACACUGGGGAAAAGCCAUUUUCCUGUGAGGUAUGCAACUAUAAAUGUGCACGAAAAUGUUCUUUAUUAGGGCAUAUUACAACCCACACUGGUGAAAAGCCAUUUUCCUGUGAUAUAUGCAAUUAUAAAUGUACACAAAAAAGUCAUUUAUUACGGCAUAAUAAAACCCACACUGGCGAAAAGCCAUUUUCAUGUGAGUUAUGCAAUUACAAAUGUUCACUAAAAUGUACUUUAGUACGACAUAUAAAAACCCACACUGGUAAAAAGCCAUUUUCUUGUGAGAUAUGCAAUUUCAAAUGUGCACAUAAAAGUAAUUUAUUACGGCAUAUUAAAACUCACACUGGUGAAUAGCCAUUU